Molecule: messenger RNA, 1719 nt
Organism: Talpa occidentalis (Iberian mole)
Lineage: Eukaryota; Metazoa; Chordata; Mammalia; Eulipotyphla; Talpidae
Gene: ASIC3
Product: acid sensing ion channel subunit 3
Exons: 11
Coding region: 1-1704 (567 amino acids)
Biological process (GO): sodium ion transmembrane transport
Cellular component (GO): membrane
Source: RefSeq, a predicted model, not a curated record
AUGAAGCCCCACUGCGGGCCAGAGGAGGCCCGACGGCCGACCUCAGACAUCCGCGUGUUCGCCAGCAGCUGCACGCUGCACGGGCUGGGCCACGUCUUCGGCCCCGGGGGCCUGACGCCGCGCCGCGCACUGUGGGCCCUGGCCGUGCUCCUGUCGCUGGCCGUCUUCCUCUACCAGGUGGCGGGCCGCGUGCGCUACUACAGGGAGUUCCACCACAAGACGACCCUGGACGAGUGCGAGAGCCACCGCCUCACCUUCCCGGCCGUGACCCUGUGCAACAUCAACCCGCUGCGCCGCUCGCGCCUCACGCCCAACGACCUGCACUGGGCCGGGCCCACGCUGCUGGGCCUGGAGCCGCACGAGCACGCCGCCUUCCUGCGCGCCCUGGGCCGGCCCCCCGCGCCGCCCGGCUUCAUGCCCAGUCCCACCUUCGACAUGGCCCGACUCUACGCCCGGGCCGCGCACACCCUGGAGGACAUGCUGCUGGACUGCCGCUUCCGAGGCAGGCCGUGCGGGCCCGAGAACUUCACCACGAUCUUCACGCGGAUGGGCCAGUGCUACACAUUUAACUCUGGCACCAACGGGGCCGAGCUUCUCACCACACCCCGGAGCGGUGCAGGCAAUGGGCUGGAGAUCAUGCUGGACGUCCAGCAGGACGAGUAUCUGCCCGUGUGGAAGGACACAGAGGAGACCCCAUUUGAGGCGGGCAUCCGAGUGCAGAUCCACAGCCAGGAGGAGCCGCCCAGCAUCGACCAGCUGGGCUUUGGGGUGGCCCCAGGCUACCAGACCUUCGUGUCCUGCCAGCAGCAGCAACUGAGCUUCCUGCCCCCGCCCUGGGGCGACUGCAGCUCCGUGUCUCUGGACCCUGACUUUGAGCAGGAACCAUCUGGUCCCCUGGGUGCCCCGAGCCCCACCCCAGGCCCUAGCCCUCCCUAUACCCUAAUGGGGUGUCGCCUGGCCUGCGAAAGUCGCUACGUGGCUCGGAAGUGCGGCUGCAGAAUGAUGCACAUGCCGGGCAGCGCGCCCGUGUGCAGCCCCCAGCAGUACAAGGACUGCGCCUACCAGGCGCUGGACGCCCUGCUGCGGAAGGACGCGUGCGCCUGCCCCACGCCCUGCGCCAGCACGCGCUACGCCAAGGAGCUCUCCAUGGUGCGCAUCCCCAGCCGCGCCGCCGCGCGCUACCUGGCCCGGAAACACAACCGCAGCGAGGCCUACAUCGCGGAGAACGUGCUGGUGCUGGACAUCUUCUUCGAGGCCCUCAACUACGAGACGGUGGAGCAGAUGAGGGCCUACGAGGUGUCGGAGCUGCUCGGCGACAUUGGGGGCCAGAUGGGGCUGUUCAUCGGGGCCAGCCUGCUCACCAUCCUCGAGAUCCUGGACUACCUCUGCGAGGUGCUCCGAGAUAGGGUCCUGAGAUACUUCUGGCACCGCAAGCGCUCCCAAAGGCACGCCAGCACCAACCUGCUUCAGGAAGGGCUGGGCAGCCACCAAACCCAAGCCCCCCACCUCAGCCUGGGCCCCAGCGCUGCGGUCUCUUCCCCAGGCCCCCCACCCCUCCCUGUGCUGUCACCAAGACGCUCUCUGCCUCCCACCGCACCUGCUACCUGGUCACGCGGCUCUAGCGCCCAUGACUGUGCCCGGGCCACACCUGCGCGCCCCGGACGUGACUGGCCUGCCUGGCCUUGCCACCUUCACCUUAAAUAAAGUUCUGGUGCGUCA